AUGCCGUGCAUGCUGACCAUGGUACUGGUGGUGCUCGGGUUCACUCUUAGUCCAGAGACUUGUGAAAAAGUCGGUCUGCAGAUCUCCGUAUCUUUGGCUAUCUGCAUUUUCCUGACAAUAAUGAAUGAGAUGACUCCACACACUUCUGAAGCGGUGCCCUUGCUUGACAGGGAACGGGACCAGUGGUUUCAGAUGCGAUUUAUACUACUUGAGUGGGCUCCAUGGCUUCUGCGAAUGGAGUUCCCCGAAAGGAAAAAUACCAUAUCGACGAUAAAGGAAAGCUGGGCAAGUCGAAACCGAAAGCGACGGGGCACAAUCACUGCGUUCGACUUCGUGCAGACAGAUGAUGUUGGUGCAAGCAGUGUUGGAUUAGCCGUGAAGGAAAAUCUGGACAAUUUUAUUUCCCAGGUCAGUGCCUCAAUAAAGGACGACGACAGACUCUUGGAACGCAUUCGAGUGCUUCAAAAAAUCCACGAUCACGUCAAGGUGGGGAUUCUGUAUAGUGUGUAA
Cooperia oncophora is the source of this 510-nucleotide messenger RNA. Lineage: Eukaryota; Metazoa; Nematoda; Chromadorea; Rhabditida; Trichostrongylidae. The record is from the annotation of a GenBank genome assembly.